Messenger RNA from Dioszegia hungarica, 1128 nucleotides. RefSeq lists its product as uncharacterized. Bases 1 to 1128 code for a protein of 375 amino acids. The transcript is spliced from 2 exons. The record is from RefSeq and is a predicted model, not a curated record. NCBI's taxonomy places the organism in Eukaryota, Fungi, Basidiomycota, Tremellomycetes, Tremellales, Bulleribasidiaceae.
AUGUCGUUCGACCAGCUCCCUUCGGAGGUCUGGGCAUUGAUUGUCCCGAAUCUCAUCAAACCCCUCCCCAAACCCCUCUCCGGGCUCACCCAAGAGGAGGCUUUCAUAUAUACCGACGAGAAGGGCCAUGACCCAAAAGAUGAGCUUCUACCACUUCUUGGAGCGCCCGGAACGGUCGGACGGGGCGAUAUCAGGGCGCACGAUCUGGCAGUCUUGAUGAGAACUUCGGUCAUAAUCGAACUGACAGCAUUUCAGGCUUUCAACGCGUAUGCGGCCCCCUCCCUCUACGAUCGCGUCAUCACCGACGACCUCCUCGGCUUCCUAUCCCAUCUCGACCGCCCAGCGGCUCAUCCUCACGUCAAAAGCAAGCGGGAAUUGCUCGAGCUCACCCAUUACCUACACGUCGAAUACCCACGGCUCGGCGAACCCAUCUCGUACCCGGAGCUACUACAGGGCGGCAUCCCCAUGAGUUGGUUUGGGUUUGACGUAUUGCCCAGCUUCAAGUUCCCCUGGGCUUCCCUCCAGGCAUGGACCAACCUCGACCGCCUUCUCCCCCGCCUCCGCGCCCUGCCCUCCCCCAAAAUCCUACCCAACCUCAAACACGUCGCACUCGGGGCGAUUUUCGGCGCACAAGACAAGCUCUGGCAAAGCAAUGCCAGGAUUGUCGACGAAGUGGGCAUGAUCGGUCAUCGCAUCGCUGAGUGCGCGGAACUCAUCGAGGGCAUCAUCCACGCUUCGUCCGCGUCGCAUAUAUGCUUCCGGGCAGGCGCAGGUCCCCUCUCCCUCUUGCCUUCGGCGGAUUGGAGGGCGGAAACUUCGGACCGGCGGCUUCCCUUUCCCCUCGUCAACGUCCACUUCGACCUGGCCACGACCACGAUGCCUGCGGUCCGCGGUCAUCCGGUCCGCUGGCUCCUGGAAUCCAAAGGGGCGGACAAGCUGGACCCGAAGGACGAGAUGAGGGAUGUCUGCAAGGAGAGUGGUCGUCUCCUCGGCGAUAUCAAGAAGAGGCGAGAAAAAGCUCAGUCACCGCAGACCGGCUACGAUGUCGAGAUCUAUGCCAGCUCGGACCGUGCCAGACCUACACCACCCUUCAGGACCCUCGGCCUACUUCGGAGCCUGUCAAAUUAA